This is a messenger RNA of Pseudogymnoascus verrucosus, 2338 nucleotides long. RefSeq lists its product as uncharacterized. Lineage: Eukaryota; Fungi; Ascomycota; Leotiomycetes; Thelebolales; Thelebolaceae. The transcript has 4 exons. The coding region runs from base 155 to 1102 and encodes 315 amino acids. Gene Ontology annotation, biological process: positive regulation of transcription by RNA polymerase II. Gene Ontology annotation, cellular component: RNA polymerase II transcription regulator complex. The record is from RefSeq and is a predicted model, not a curated record. Gene Ontology annotation, molecular function: DNA-binding transcription factor activity; protein dimerization activity.
AAGGCCUGUCUAAAUCGCGAAUUGACUGGCUUCGGAAUAAGUGUAACAAUACAACUAUUUACAAGCUGCCGAAAUUAGAUUUCAAUUUGUAGCUUCUUAGAUCCUCUAAGAAGUAUUAAAGAGUUGGGUUUCCUUCGGAUAAUUAUACAGCACUAUGAUGGCUCUAGUCAAUGACGUAACGGGGGUUCCUGGGAGGGCUGGAAUAUCGGAUCAGCCACUGUUGGCAAAAGAUGGAAAACGAAAGUCCAAGAAGCGGGUACGGGCCUUUACUUCCGAGGAUCGAGCUUCACAUCGCUCUAUUGAAAAGCAGAGGCGCGAAGCUCUUAAUCAAAGCUUUCUUGAACUUGCACGCCUGCUUCCACCUCUGGCCCAUGCCCGUCGGCUUUCCAAAUCUCUCAUUGUUAACGAGAGCAUCUCGUACCUUAAUGAGCAACGCGCGAUCCGCCUUGCUGCUGCUAGCGAAAUCCGUGACCUUCUCGCGGAUUACAAUUCACUUAUUACGCAACUAAACGCCCUCCAAUAUCUUCACGUUCCAGGAGAGAGCCAGCAACUACCGCACCGUAUAACAACAAAGGCGCUUUCGGCGUUUAUGGAUGCAGAACGGGAAGAAUUUGGCACCUUUCCUGGUGGAUUUGGUGACAAUGGCCCAUACGACGAUGUUGAGGGUGACCAGGGUAGAGAAAUCGAUUAUUUCGUAACUCAACCUGAUAACUCGGACUUCACUACUGUAUUAGAGAACCCGACGAAUGGUCUAGUGGAUACCACCCCUCCUCUACCCAAUUCUAUACCAAUGCAAUUACCACUUAACACGCUCCAGACAAACACUGACGAUCCUAGAACACAACAAAGGGAAUUGAAUCCGUUACAAUACUCAUCUAUGCCCAAUUCUCUUGCGACUGGGGAUCUAACGUCUUUGAACAGCGAACUUCUCGACAAUUUGCUUUCUGACAAUGAAUGGCCACUUGAUAUGUUAUUCGAGCCAACUUUUCAUACCAACACCGGUUCAACACAGUUAUUAUACAACAAUAGUGUCUCCUUAUCACAAUUUCGUGGGCAGAACCAUCCUAGGGCUGAGAACGGUGGUUUUGACUUCAUACAAUAACUUUCAGCCUUGGUAUUCAGUUUGAUCUUGCAUCAGAAAUGAAAUAGGAAGUGCUAUGAUGAAGCGAACCUAUACAGUUGCCUUAUACCUGUUUCAUUGCCUCCUCAAUCGCCGCCUUGCUUCGCAAUUCCCCGCCUUUGAAAAGAUCAAGUGCUUCAAACAGGCGGGUCUUGGUGACUGGAUCCGCCUCGAUAGCCUUUUCUAGCUCGGCUCCAUUGUUUGCAAGGUAGUCUAUGUCGGUGCUAGCCAACUUGCCAUCCCAGUUCGCCGCUGCGAGUGGGUCUGUCUUUGCCAGCUUCAAGAGUCGGGCGGGGGUUGGACCUGCACCCUUGUACGCAUGCAUGGGCUUUGGUACGCCUUCUCCUGGCUGCUUGCUACCGUCAUAGUCGAGCUUGCUGAGCUGAGUGAGUACAUCAGACGAGAUGGUGGCAUGGUGGCAACCCAUUUCACCAGCAGCCAUUGCUUCCUUAGGAGAGAUGAAACUAGAGCUGUUAGGAAUAUAACACAGUCGCAGGAAGAUGGCAACGACAUACCUAGCGGAUUUCACCAUGGGCUGUUCCUUUCCUGUCUCCUUGUAGAGACGUUUGUACGUCUCUAGUAUCUGUAUCAUUCUUGCAGACAUGGUGUGUUGUGUUGCCGGAUCUUCGACAUCUGGCCAGAGAGCCAGCUCGGCGUGGGCGCGCACCUCUGGGACGAACUCUUAGGGGCUGAUAUACAGACAUCCAGCUUGGCUUGAAGCAAUUGCUUGUGGCAGUCCAAAGAGCGAAGUGCCAAGUGUUCGGAUGCCAUCUUUAAGCAAAAUAGGACCAGCGUUCAUGGCAGGGCCAGUGCAAGGAAUCUUAAUGCAGAAUCGAUCCUUGGAGAUUCCAACGCUCUCGAAUUCGCGCGCAUAUGCGCGGGCAUGCUCAACAACCUUAUCUGUGUCGUAUGCGUGGAAUGGCGAUGUUUGCAACAAGACACGGCCUUGAAUGUUAUCGAUGUUCUCGGCGCAGAGGAGGACGCUCUAUGAAUCGCAGAGUUAGUUUCAGAACCUGUCACCAGUGCUUGCAAACAUACAAUGCGUGUGAGGAUAGCUUCCCAGCCCUGUUCUUUACGCUCCUUUACCGCCUUGAGAAACAGCUCCUUAUUCUCGGGGAUGGACAUCUGCUCGUUCACCAACAACUGGUUGCUGGUUUGGUUGUGUGGCUUGAAGGGAAGGCUCUUCGCAAAGGUCGGAUCCAUAGAAUCAACGUCGAC